Messenger RNA from Musa acuminata AAA Group (dessert banana), 3834 nucleotides. Its product is annotated as probable glycosyltransferase 2. The transcript is spliced from 3 exons. Bases 114 to 1514 code for a protein of 466 amino acids. The record is from RefSeq and is a predicted model, not a curated record. Gene Ontology annotation, molecular function: hexosyltransferase activity. Gene Ontology annotation, cellular component: membrane; trans-Golgi network; endosome. NCBI's taxonomy places the organism in Eukaryota, Viridiplantae, Streptophyta, Magnoliopsida, Zingiberales, Musaceae. Gene Ontology annotation, biological process: xyloglucan biosynthetic process.
CUACGAAGCCCGUAUGAAGUUUUGUGGCAGUGUUCCGACAGAAGCAGUCCAUCGACCGAACUGUAAGGAGUCCGAACCGAAGAAGCCCAGCUUCCGACCCAAAGCGUUCUGCUAUGGGUCACGAGGCGACCGGGUUCAGGCCGCCGACGGCGGAUAGGGACCGCCCCGACGCUGGCGCCGCGGCCCCUCGCUCCCGCCUCCCCCGCCGCCGCCAGAUACGCAAGACCUUCAACAACCUCAAGGUCACCAUUCUCUGCGGCGUCGUCACCAUCCUCGUCCUCCGCGGCACUGUCGGUAUCGGCAACCUCGCCGGCUCCGGCGGUGACGCCUUCACCGCCGACCAGAAGGUCGUCGAGGACAUCGACCGCAUCCUCCGCGAGAUACGCUCCGAUUCCGACCCCGACGACGAGGACCAGAUCCCCUCCGGCUUCAAUUCCACCACCGCUACCGCCCUUAACUACACCUCCUCUGACGCCCUCUUUGCCGCUGCCGCCGCUAACUACACCCUCGGCCCCAAGAUAUUCGACUGGGACGUGCAGCGGCGACGGUGGCUGGCGGAGAACCGGGGGUUCCCGAGCCAAACUCCAGCCGGAAAGUCGCGGAUCCUCCUCGUCACCGGAUCGCCGCCUAACCCCUGCGACAAUCCAAUCGGCGACCACUACCUCUUGAAGGGGACCAAGAACAAGAUCGACUACUGCCGCCUCCACGGGAUCGAGAUCGUCUACAACAUGGCACACCUCGACCGGGAGCUCGCCGGGUACUGGGCCAAGCUCCCGCUGAUCCGGCGGCUGAUGCUGUCGCACCCGGAGGUGGAGUGGAUCUGGUGGAUGGACAGCGAUGCGCUCUUCACCGACAUGGCCUUCGAGAUCCCUCUCGACCACUACGCCGCUCACAACCUCGUCGUCCAUGGCUACCCUGAUCUCAUUUUCGAGAAGCAUUCCUGGAUCGGCCUCAACACCGGAAGCUUCUUGCUGCGAAAUUGUCAGUGGAGUCUCGACUUGCUCGAUGCCUGGGCGCCAAUGGGACCUAAAGGCCCAAUUCGCGACGAGGCCGGCAAGAUGCUCACGGCAAACCUGAAGGGCCGGCCGGCAUUCGAGGCGGACGAUCAAUCGGCGCUCAUUUACUUGCUAUUGUCGCAGCAGGAUCGGUGGGGCGACAAGAUCUAUAUCGAGAAUUCAUAUUACUUGCACGGAUAUUGGGCUGGGUUGGUGGAUAGGUAUGAGGAGAUGAUGGAGAAGUAUCAUCCAGGCUUAGGGGACGAGAGGUGGCCAUUCGUGACGCACUUUGUUGGCUGUAAGCCAUGUGGUAGCUAUGGGGACUAUCCUGUGGAGAGGUGCUUGAGAAGCAUGGAGAGAGCUUUCAAUUUUGCGGACAACCAGGUGUUGAGGAUGUACGGGUUUGAGCAUGGGAAUCUGGCCAGCCCCAAGAUUAGGAGGACCGAGAAGCAAACGGCGAAGCCAUUGGAGUUCUUGGAUCAGCUCAAUCUUGAAGCCAGGGUAGAAACCAGAGGGUGAGGAAGGCCAUCUAUAUAAUCCUUGUGCCGCAAAAUCUCAGGUCAGCUUUGCUUUAUGUUAUUUCAUUUGAUGAUGUUUAACAUGCUGUAAUAUAAGUUUUAAGCUUUUAGAUUUCUUGUUUGUUUAGGGUUUUUAUGUAGGAAGGAAUAUGGACAGCAAGGGAUUAUUUUGUAACACCUUCAAAUGUUUUCUCUUACAUUCUGUGUAAUGAUGAUCAACAUGUUCCAAUGACUAUCUUUUGAACAGGAUUAAAACUUUAAAGGAUGUAACUCAUUUUUUUUGUUGUGUUUAUUAGAGAAAGAUGACAGAGAAACCCUUGUGGCUGAUAACAUGAGAAAUUUACUAGAAACAGAGGAAGCACCAUUUUCUUAUAGAUCUCUUCAUGUCAGAAGGCCAUCUUAAUUUUGCAGUAGAAUCCCUAUCCUUAGCUUUUUGACUCGGUAAACAAUAUUAGCUGGUGAAGAACUGAGAAUUUCGGAAAAGGAACCUAACUUAUGUGUCAAUAAAAAUGAUCCUCUUGAGCACCUUCGUUGUCCAAUUUUUGGACUUCUUUUCUUCUAUGAGCUCAGACUAUUACACUUCUUUUGCAGAAUAUUACAUAUGAAAUCACUUGUUUUACUUAUCAAGAUGCUUGUGGCUUUCUACUUAAGCUAGUUUCUUCCAUCUACAUUCAUUGUGAGUCUGUGAGAGAUUACAUAACAUAAACAAUAUAGCCUUACAGCUUUCUCAAACAGUGCUUAUAGUGCUUCAGGGAUCACAACUUACUAUACCUUAAAAGGUUUGUAGAAUUAGAGUGUCAUGAUUGGAUGCAACUUACCUACUAAUUCAAUUAUAUGGAUAGAAUAGGCCUUUAAUCACAUGAUCUAAAAUGGUUUAGACGAUCACUUGUAGGCCACUCUAAUCUCGUAGACCAAUUUGAUAUAUCAUUAUUUUCCAAUGUGGGAUCACAAAAUCACCACCAAUCUUUGCCACUCAAUGGUCUGACAUCUUCGUUAGGGUCCACAAUCCAAAAUCAUUCCCCAGUGGCACUGCAAUAAUAACUUCAUAAGGUAGGAAAUUACUAUUGUCCCGCUAAUCAACAAAUCCAUAGUUCUAACAUCACCCUACUACAUUUUGUCACUAGCUAAUCAAUAAGAUCUACUAGUCCAAUAUUUUUCAGUAAAACAAGAGUUUACCAUGUCAUCUAGAUGCCUAACUCGAAAUUACUUGUAAUAAAGCCACGAAGCCCUAUCCAUCGGUUCGAUCCAUCAUUUUCUGAAGUGAAAUUAUUAUCAUUAUGCUAAUGCUACUACUUCCACCUAGUUGUCGUUUAUCAUUACCCAUCAUUUUGUCUUCCUCUAUCAUUUUUAUUGGGAAUCUACUGAAAUAUUUUUUUUUGGGAUUAAUGAAUCACAUAGAAGAAGGAUACAUUUUUUUUAUUUUCUUCAUUUCCUUCUUUUUAAAUUUUUAUUGACACCUAUAUUGCUCAUGCCUCAUUUGGGAACUUCUUAGAUUCAUUCUGCAAACUCAUUUUGAGUGCAACUACCAAGGGUGAAACUUUUGCCCUUUCUGACUUGAUAAAUUGGGUGAUUUUUCUAUCUUAUGCAAACUACCAAGGUAUUAUUUCAUUUAUUAACACAAACAGUGUUGGUUACCUUUGAUCUUACUCAAAUUACUCCAUCUUCCAUCUCUUUGCAUGCUACUGUGUGCUUUCCUUGGCAGUACUGGAUUGAAAUUGCAGUAUGGGAGUUCAAGCAUUAAUCUUCUCUGAUGGUGGAUAUUCAGAUGCUUCUAAAGUGCUUCUUUCUCGCUCUUGAAUGGAGAAGUACCAUAUGACAGCCACUGAGGAGAACAAAGAUUUGAGUGCAAAAAUCACCCACCAUUUUUCAGUCUUAAAGAAUGGCAAGGUUUUAUGCUACGGUGAUUCUCGCUGUUGACUGUGUUUGGUGAAUUGUUGGACAAAAGCCUCCGACUGGAAAAUAUUCUACUUCGAGAAGAUGGCAGGCAAAUGCUGUCUGACAACUACAUCUAAUACUUAUCGAACCUUUGAGGCCCUAAUGCAAUGAAAUGCUCUUCCUUCAGCUAUCAGUUGCCUUCAAAUUUCAUGUUGAUGCUCAUCUGGCAGUUCUCUUUGACAUGGUGGGAAUCUGGUAGCUGAUACUUGGACUAUCUUAUCUUCUUGACAUACCACUGCAGCUUGCAUGGCACUAAUGGAUAUUCCAUUCUUUUUGUCAUGAGAUUAUUGAAUGAUCUUAUUGAAGAGGCAAAUUUCUUACCAAAGGUACUGAAUUAAUACAGUUCAUCAGUAAUGGAGCACACCAAGUUUGAUUGCAGUGAUUCA